Molecule: messenger RNA, 1041 nt
Organism: Neoarthrinium moseri
Lineage: Eukaryota; Fungi; Ascomycota; Sordariomycetes; Amphisphaeriales; Apiosporaceae
Exons: 3
Coding region: 1-1041 (346 amino acids)
Biological process (GO): carbohydrate metabolic process
Molecular function (GO): hydrolase activity, hydrolyzing O-glycosyl compounds
Source: RefSeq, a predicted model, not a curated record
AUGAAGAGCCACGUUUUCGCGCUUUUGAUUGCCCCACUCGGCGUCAUUGCCUCACCAUGUUCCUCUCGGUCUACCAACAGUACCCUGGGUAGCACUCAAGGUGCGACUGAGACAUCUGAUACUGCCGCUGUUGCCAGCGAUAGCAUCAACGACCUGUUCGUCGCCAAGGGCAAGAUUUACCUCGGUACUGCCGCCGACAAAGGUACUCUUUCAAAAUCACAGGUCUCAGAUAUUGUCAAAGCCGAUUUUGGCCAAGUCACACCAGAGAACAGCAUGAAGUGGGAUGCUACUGAGCCGUCGAAAGGAAGCUUCUCUCUCGAUACCGCUGAUUAUCUGGUCGAUUUCGCAACAGAUAAUGGACUGAGCAUCAGAGGACACACCCUUGUUUGGCACUCUCAACUGCCUUCUUGGGUCAAAGCCAUCACAGAUGCGAACGAGCUCACUUCGGUGAUCGAAAACCACAUCAGCACUAUCGUGGGCCGAUACGCUGGAAAAAUUAGAGCUUGGGACGUUGUAAAUGAGAUCUUCAACGAAGACGGCUCGCUCCGCAGUUCAGUCUUCUCUGACGUUCUUGGCGAGGAUUUCGUCUCAAUCGCCUUCAACGCAGCUCACAAGGCCGAUCCUAAUGCUAAGCUCUACAUCAAUGACUACAACCUUGACACCGCCUCGUAUGCUAAGGUAACCAAGGGCAUGGUAGCCCAUGUUGAGAAGUGGCUAGCUGCCGGCGUGCCCAUACAUGGUAUCGGUUCACAAACCCAUUUAUCAGAAGGCGGCUCGAGUGGCGUAUCAGGUGCUCUUACCGCUCUUGCCGGUACUGGUGUCGAGGAGGUUGCCAUCACUGAACUCGAUAUCGCAGGUGCCUCCGCCAGUGACUAUACUACAGUUGUCGAUUCUUGUCUGAAUCUGGCUAGCUGCGUUGGAAUUACUGUUUGGGGGGUUAGUGAUGCAGACUCAUGGCGAUCCGACAAAUCACCAUUGCUAUUUGACUCCAGCUACGCGCCCAAGGACGCGUACAAUGCGAUUGUUAAACAGUUGAGCUAA